Messenger RNA from Exaiptasia diaphana, 1356 nucleotides. Its product is annotated as solute carrier family 2, facilitated glucose transporter member 3. NCBI's taxonomy places the organism in Eukaryota, Metazoa, Cnidaria, Anthozoa, Actiniaria, Aiptasiidae. Gene Ontology annotation, molecular function: hexose transmembrane transporter activity. Gene Ontology annotation, cellular component: membrane. The record is from RefSeq and is a predicted model, not a curated record. Gene Ontology annotation, biological process: monosaccharide transmembrane transport. Bases 1 to 1356 code for a protein of 451 amino acids. The transcript has 12 exons.
AUGGAAGAAGAUCACGAUGAGAGGUCUCCUCUAAGGUCAAAAGAGGUAACCCCGAAAACUAGUGCAAGAUGGACUUUUUGGUUGGUUUAUUCGACAGUAAUUUGUAUUGGAGGCUCUUCUUUUCAAUUUGUAUACAAUACAUCAUGUAUAAAUUCGCCAGAAAAGGUAAUAAAAGAGUUCUAUAGAAAACAUGGACGGUUUACUGACUUUGAAUGGGCAGUCGCUGUGUCCAUUUACGCUGUGGGGGGUAUGCUUGGGGCUAUAGUUGGACCAUUCCUAGCUAAUCGAUAUGGAAGGAAAAGGUCGUUGCUUGGCAACAACAUUGUUGCAUUUCUUGGUGUAUUGUUUAUGUUCCUGUCGUAUGAAACAAAGAUUGCUGCACUUUUGAUGGUGGGAAGAUUUGUUAUUGGGAUUAAUGCCGGCAUCAAUACAGGUGUGGUACCAAUGUACCUAUCAGAGAUAGCACCAAUACCACUGAGAGGUGCUUUAGGUACUUUGAACCAGUUUGGCAUUGUAACUGGUAUCUUGGUUGGAUUCGUAUUUGGACUUAAAGAGGUCCUAGGAAAUUCCAAAGGCUGGCCGUUAUUGAUCUGUUUCAGCGUCAUACCAGCAAUUAUCCAGUUAGUGACUCUACCAUGGUGUCCGUCAAGUCCACGAUACUUACUUCUAAGACUGAAYGAAGAGGCAGCAGCGGUCUCUGCUCUUCAAGUACUGCGUGGCACAACAGAUGUUUCUGAAGACAUUGCAGAAAUGAGAGAGGARCAAGAAGCAGCUCUUUURGAGCAAGACRUACCUAUCACACGUCUGUUUACAAGGAAUGAUCUUCGUACUCCAUUAUUGAUAGCUGUGGUAUUACAAUGCUCUCAACAGCUKAGUGGCAUCAAUGCAGUAUUUUAUUAUUCUACCUCAACGUUUGAAACUGCUAAUGUUCCUGGAAGUCAAUAUGCUACAGUAGCAGUUGGUAUAGUCAGCAUUGUAAUGACAGGACUUACUGUCAAGCUGGUAGAGCAGUUUGGUAGAAGACCUUUAAUGCUCCUGGGUUUGGGUGGAAUGAUUGUAUUUUAUGUUGUAAUGACUAUUGCAUUUAAAUAUCAGAACCUCAAAGCCAUGGGAUACAUUGCAAUCGUUGCAACGCUUCUGCUUGUGUCAUUCUUCCAAUUGGGGCCUGGUCCAAUACCAUGGUUUAUUACCGCCGAGUUGUUUACCCAAGGUCCAAGACCCAAAGCAUGUGCUGUUGCAGCCACAGUAAACUGGUUUACAAACUUUCUUGUUGGAGUUGGCUUUCCACCCAUGCAGGUAUCAAUUUUGUCUGUCUGUCCAUCUGUGCCUCUAUCAAUUUUGUCUGUCUUGUUGUGA